Penicillium mononematosum is the source of this 7125-nucleotide messenger RNA. RefSeq lists its product as uncharacterized. NCBI's taxonomy places the organism in Eukaryota, Fungi, Ascomycota, Eurotiomycetes, Eurotiales, Aspergillaceae. The record is from RefSeq and is a predicted model, not a curated record. Gene Ontology annotation, molecular function: oxidoreductase activity; 3-oxoacyl-[acyl-carrier-protein] synthase activity; fatty acid synthase activity. Gene Ontology annotation, biological process: fatty acid biosynthetic process. Bases 1 to 7125 code for a protein of 2374 amino acids. The transcript has 2 exons.
AUGGCGUUUAUCAAUCGCGAGCCUAUUGCUAUUGUCGGCAUUGGAUGUCGUCUUCCCGGGGGCGCCACGAGCUCGAAGGAGUUUUGGGACGUACUGCGUGAAGGUAGAGACCUCGUCUCGGAAGUCCCGAGUGACCGAUUUGAUGCAAAUGCCUUGCAUGGCGAUGACCCGGCAAAAUAUGGUGCCAUUCGGAACAUCAAAGGGGGAUUCGUGGACAAAAUCCAAUCGUUCGAUGCCGAAUUCUUCGGUAUCUUCCCAAGCGAGGCAUCCAGGAUCGACCCGCAACAGCGACUCCUACUGGAGGCUAGCAUUCAUGCGCUGGAGGACUCUGGCACUACUUUGCAAGAGGUGGCUGGAUCACAGACAAGUGUCUUUGUUGGGAUGUUCGCCAACGACUACCUUUCCAUGCAAGGAGGAACAGAGCAGCGAGACAAUGUUGGCCCCCAUGCAGGAAUGGGCACUCAUGACUGCUCAAUCGCUAACCGGGUCUCGCAUCGGUUGGAUUUACGGGGCCCAAGCCUCACUCUCAAUACCGCCUGUUCGAGCAGCUUGGUUGCAUUACAUUUAGCCUGCCAAAGCCUUUGGGCGCAGGAGAGUGAGGCUGCUCUCGUUGGUGGAGUUAAUGCCAUUCUCCGCCCUGAGUCUACGAUUUUGAUGUCCAAGGCGGGUUUCCUUUCUCCAGAUGGCGCUUGUAAAUCAUUCGACGCGGCAGGAAAUGGCUAUGUUCGUAGUGAAGGCGUGGGAAUGGUCUUCUUGAAGCCUCUCAGUCGCGCGAUCCAAAACAAGGACAGAAUCUAUGCCUUGGUCCGCAGCUCUCUUGUGAAUCAAGACGGAUACACACCAGAGGGGUUCACCGUUCCCAGCUUGACAGCUCAGACGGCAUUACUACAUUCGAUCUACAAACAGUCCAACACAGACCCAGCCAAAGUCCGUUAUGUCGAGGCCCAUGGGCCAGGAACCCGAGUCGGGGAUCCCAUCGAAGCAAGUGCCCUUGGAAAGCAGAUCGGACAGGCACGAUCUAAAGAUGAGCAUCCUCUUUGGAUAGGAUCACUCAAGGGUAAUCUCGGUCACCUCGAGGGUGCUGCUGGAAUUGCCGGCUUCAUUAAGGCUGUACUGGUCACCUUUCACAGAGAAAUCCCCCCACAGGUCCAUUUCACGAAUCUUAAUCCCGCAAUUGACUUCCAGUCACUUCAGGUUGCAAUGGGCAACACAAGCUAUGGGUUGGGGUCAACUCGUUUGGGGCUGGGGGGGACCAACGCGCAUGCUAUCCUCGAAGAAGCACCAGAUAAUAUCGGUAGCUCCUCUUCUCCAGCCAGUCAUGAGCCACGUGUUUACGUGCUUUCUGCAAGGUCUCUAUCUGCCAUGGAGCAGGUUGCUCGAGAGCUUGCCUCUUACCUACGACUCCAAAAGACCGCUCUAAAUGAUGUCGCAUACACUCUCAACAUGCGACGGAGUACUCACAACAAAAUAUCAGUCAUUGCGGCUGAAGGCCUUAAGGACUUGUGCUCUAGACUUGACCAGCUAAGCUCUGGGCAAGUAAGUAAGCAAGUUUUGACGCUCCAGAGACGACCGGGAAGUUCUACAAAAACAGCCUUCUUAUUUUCCGGUCAAGGCGGCCAAUGGCUCGGGAUGGGGAUGGCCCUUGUAGAUCAGGAAGUUACGUUCCGCGAGUCCUUGGCUGCAUUUGAUGAGAUAUUUAUUGCACUGGGAGGGUUUUCGAUCCGCACGGAGAUGUCAUCAUGCGGGGGCGACCUAGAAAGAAUGAACAAAACCACAAUCGUUCAGCCAGCCAUCGCAGCCAUUCAGAUUGCAUUGGCGAGAAUGUUAUUGUCUUAUGGACUCAAGCCAGACGCCAUCGUGGGCCACUCCAUUGGUGAAGUUGCUGCUGCACAUAUUGCUGGUGCACUGAGUCUAGAGGAAGCUGUCAAAGUAAUUUAUGUUCGAUCACAGAUCCAGAACAAGGCAGCAGGCACAGGAAGUAUGCUAGCAGCCGGGAUAACAUCGAAGAUGGCAGAGCAACUUCUUCAGCGGCAUCAUUUGGGAGGAGUUGUGGAGAUUGCAGCUCACAACGGCACUGAAAUGACGACCUUGACUGGGCCUACGGCGGAACUGGAGCAAAUUAGCAGUAUUCUCGAGGCUCAGGGAAGCUUUGCUCGAUUCGUCAAAGUGAACGUACCCUACCACAGCCGCUUCAUGGAUCCUCUGGAAAACGAACUCGUUGCCGCCCUAUCGUGUAUUCAAGGGAACCCGACCAAGACCAACUUGUACUCCACUGUCACCACGCUGAUUGAGCCCGGCACCCACCUUUCGGGUGACUACUGGUUCCAGAAUGUGCGUAGGCCAGUGCUGUUUCGGGAGACCAUGGAAAGAAUGUUAGAAGACGGUUACGAUUUCCUAGUAGAGAUUGGGCCACACCCUGUCUUGGUCUCUGGAACCCGUGGCAUUGCUGAAUAUGCCAAGCGAUCCGUUCACAUCUUGCCAGCGAUGAUCAGGGGAAGUGAAAUUGACCCUGUCUCAUGUGUCAUCGGAGCGGCACACGCGACCCGCGUUCAUGUGGACAUUGAGUCCUUCAAUGGUGGCGGGGGCCGGUUUGUUGAUCUCCCAUUAUACCCUUUUCAACGCCAGGAUUACUGGUUCGAGAACCCGGAGGCUCAGCAACGCCGGCUUGGUCAAAACAAGCAUCCGUUCCUUGGAAGCGUUCUUCGUCUGACUGACGCAAGUCGUGGUGCGGUACGACUCAGGUUGAGCACAGGCGUGUCUCCCUUUCUCGCCGAUCAUGUUAUAAAUGGGGCGGUUGUAUUUCCUAUGACAGGACAUGUGGAGUCCGCAUACUUGGCUGCCCGGGAGCACCUGCCACAUAUGAGAAUCUGGCUGGAAGACUUGAGACUUGAGCGUCCUGUGAUCCUGGCAUCUGCAGAAGAUUUCGCUCCGCAAGUGUUGCUGGAAAUUACAUCUGCUGCGAAUGACUUUGUGAUAAGUUCGCGUCCCGCAGGCUCGACCCCCGAGGUACCAUGGCAGGUUUGUUCUCGUGGACGGAUUAACGCGUUUGGCGAGCGACCGGGUGCUGUUACAGAGGCAUUGGAAAGUGUAAGGUCUCGAGUGCAGACCGGGGUGGAAGUUGAUCCUGAAAACUUUUACUCCAAACUGGAGGAGUCAGGUCUUCGGUAUGGAGAGGCUUUCAGAGGAGCCCAAAAGAUAUGGCGGCUAGGGGACGAGAUUUUCUCACAUAUUAAGCUCCCCAGUUCUUUGCGUGCGGAUGCGGCACGUUUCGUAUUUCACCCGGCGCUCUUGGAUACUGCCAUACAUAUGAUUUUCGUUGAUAAGGGCCAGCACGGUGAUUUGCGGUAUGUCAACCUCCCUUCCCACCUUGAACAGAUCGAGAUAUUCGAGGCAGCGGAGAGUAUCACAUCCGCAUUUGUGCAUACCCAUAUCACGCUCCAUGAUGAUACUUUCCUGCGCUGCAAUACAUCUGUGUAUAGCGAAAGUGGUAAAAUCCUUGUCGUGGUAACUGGAUUAACAACAAAACGCAUUCCGGGUGAGCAUGUGCCGCGGCUCCUGGAACACGAAGUAUGUUUCCAACCGGAGGCUCAGGACGGGCUGAGUAAACUACAGGCGGAUUUCGACAACGUGGUGAUUCUUGAACCAGAGAGAGGUGAUAUUGACUGGCAAUGUACCAUCCAGAGAACGUUUCCUUGCGCCCAGUUGCAUCAGAAGACUCUGGACGAAGUUGACGAAACAUGGAAACCGACAGAAUGGCCGUUCCUAUGGGACGCUCGUUUACUUGUCAUGAUUCCGGCGUUCAUUUCUGGUUCAUACUGCCGGGAGUUUCACCACACAGUGGAGGCCGUCAUGAAAGUGCUUCUUCGCGUCGCCACAUGGCUCCAUGAGAACCAAGGGGUUCCCACGCUUGUGAUUGUGACCAAAGGCAGCUGCAUGACGCCAGAAGAUUCACAAUGUGAUCCCAUUUCCUCUGCUGUACAAGCAGCUGCCCGAGUAAUGGCAAACGAGCUGCCCCGAGCCCGUAUCCGCUGUGUGGAUCUUGCACUAGACGAACAUCGCCAGAAUAUCCCAUUACUAGAAGAAGAGUUACGAACGAAUCGGGUCGGUCAUACCGAGAGUGUUGUGGCGAUACGACCCGAAGGUCGAUUCUUCAAACGAAUCGUGGCAGUGGAUCCUGGAGAGGAGGAGAAACGGGUAGAAAAGCGUCUGCCUGCAAGAGGGGGGGCAUAUUUUUCUGAUCCCGGUGCCAACGGGACCGUCGACAAUGUCAUUCUACGGCAGAAAGUUGAAGAGGAUUUGAGACCAGAUGAUGUGAGUAUUGAAGUGCACGCAGUUGGGCUAAAAGUCAGAGAUACAAUGGAUGUUUUCAGCGUGCCGAGUGAGCAAUCGAUCUCUGGAAGCCUUGCAAGUCAAAAUAUGGGAGCCGAGGUUGCCGGCCGAGUUGUGGCGAUUGGUAAGAAUGUGCAAGACAUUAGAAUUGGCACUCCGGUCAUGGCUCGAGUGCCAGAAGGCCUUGCAGGGCUCGCAACUGUCCACCGUGGCCUGCUAGCGGUUAUCCCUCCCUCGUUGACAUUCCCCGAGGCGGCCUGUGUCCCAGUAGCAUUCACAACAGCGUAUUAUGCCUUGGCAUACCUUGGCAGACUGGAGUCUGGAGAACGGCUUCUCAUCCAUUCAGCAGCUAGUGGGGUGGGUAUCGCGGCAAUUCAGGUGGCCAAGCACCUGGGUGCUCGUGUGUAUGCAGCAGCCGAAACCCCUGCCCGUCGCGCGUGGGUGUUACAGAUGGGAGUGGAAGCCGUAUUCGACUCAACUUCGACAUCAUUUCACGAUCAGCUCAAGGCGGCAACCGGAGACAAAGACAUGGACGUGGUGCUUUAUUCACCUUCUGGUACCAUGUUAUCGCAGUCGGUCGCAUGUCUUGCUCCAUUCGGCCGGUUUCUGGCGAUUGGAAAGACGGAUAUCUACCGGAAUAUGAGGCUCGGCCUGGAGCAAUUCGCCCAGAAUGGUUCGUUCUUUGCUGUUGACGUCGAUAGACUGGCAAUCAAAAAGCCAUAUUUACAUUAUCGAAUGCUCAAUGAAGUUUGUGCCCUGUUUGAAAACGGCCAGCUGGUCCCACUGCCGGUCACCAUAUACCCCAUCACGGAGAUGUCCACGGCUAUGAAGGCAGUUUCCCGGUCUGCGGUAAUUGGAAACAUUGUCUUGGAAUUACCAGACAACACUGAAGUUGCUACAGCACCACCAACUCAGCUAAAGCUCCGAGGGGAUCGAACUUAUAUCAUCACCGGCGGUGCAAGUGGGCUAGGUCUACAGUUCGCCAGGCUCCUGGUCAAUCGAGGAGCUCGUCAUCUCGUGCUUGCCAGUCGCUCAGGGCCAAAGUCCGAAGAAGAUCAUGCGAAUAUUUUAGAUCUGCGGCGUCACGGAGCCAACGUGAGGGUUGCGCAAACAGAUAUUAGUAGCCUUGAGGCUGUAAUGUCGCUCUUCAGUCAUCGAUCGGACUGGCCCCCUAUCGUAGGGGUGAUUCACUGUGCAGGCAUCUUGGGAGAUAUAUAUGCCCAUGAGACAACGAUGGAUGAUUUCUGGCAUGUGUUCAAGCCCAAGGCAUUGGGUUCAUGGAAUCUGCAUCUAGCUACCCAGGACAUGAAACUGGAUUUCUUUGUUAUGGCUUCAUCUAUCGCAAGUAUUGUCGGGCUUACAGCACAAUUCGCCUACGCUGCUGCGAACCAGUACCUAGAUGGACUGGCACAUUACCGUCAGGCAGCUGGCUUGCCCGGGUUCUCUCUCAAUCUUGGCUUGCUAGGAUACUUUGCGGGCAUGUCUGAGAAAUCGACUUACAACGACAAGCUCCACGAAAUCCUACAAUCGCUAGGAUUAGUGACCACGUGUCUUCCAGCAGUUCUAUCCGCCUUUGAGCGUGGCAUCCUUCAUGGUACUACACAACGACUGGCUCUUAAUCUCGAUUGGCCUAUGUUCCUCACAGCGUAUCCCCAUCUGAUUCGAGAUGGUGCUUUCAUGGGGCUGAAGAAUGAGCAAGCCAAGUUAGGCAGUUCAGGGUCCACCCGAUCAAUCUUCAAUAUAUCUGGUCUAGAGCGAGUGACCAUGAUUGCCGAUACAUUAUGCUCUGGACUGGCCAAAAUCAUUGGUGUCGAGCCGUGCCGGAUUUCCCUCACGGAGAAAAUCAGCCAAUACGCACAUGACUCCCUUACUCUCACACAACUGCGAGGCGUGAUUUUGCGUGAACUUCGAGUUACAUACCCUCUCAUGAGGCUCUUCGAAGCGCCCAGUCUCCAGGAAAUUGCAGUGGAACUCAACAGCUCAUUUCAAACCGACCAUGCUGAAGGUGGGAACGGUACUGAUGCUGCCAACCACAUAUCUGAACAAAUGCCCUCUGCGGGACUAUCAGUAUUGUCAAAAUGGUUCAUUGGCGGCAAAAUAGCCAAUGACUCUUCCCCUCGCCUUGUGUGUUUCCACUCAAUGGGCGCUUCAGCCUCUCUCUUCGCUCCGUUUUUGGUGGAUCCACCGCAUGGACUGACCGCAAUUGCAGUGCAGCUGCCAGGUCGAGAGAAUCGAUCCGAGGAAGCGAUUUUAACCAACAUGUCUGAAGUUGUUUCCGGCAUCCUUGGCGAGAUGGAAGAAGUAGUGGGUGCUCCACAGGCUUUUUGGGGCCACUCCUUUGGAGGAAUUAUUGCUUUUGAAGUGCUCAGAGCCCUCAGACGACAAGGGAAACCUCUUCCACGCCUUCUUAUAACCGGCACCAUAGCGCCCAAUCUCAUCAAAAUUUGGCAGAAGCGAGAUGUGAUAGUCCAGGUCAUUACCCAGGACUUCAGCCCCGAGUAUACGUUGGCUAUCUCUCGUUAUAUUGAUGAUGUCGAAUUUCUUCGCUCAAUAUUACCGGCGAUGAGGCGGGAUACACCAUUGCUUCUUAACUACCGUUUCACCGAAGAGGAUUCACUAGAUAUACCGAUCACUGCUUUUGCCGCACGCCAGGAUGAAGUGGUGUACCCGAACGAAGUUGCUGCUUGGAGCACACAAGCGAAAGAGUUCAAUCUUGUUGAGGUGGAUGGAGAUCAUUGGUUCUUGCAUAGGAACCGAAAUAUAUUGCGAGAGACAUUGGCCGGGUGGGUGAAUUAG